This is a messenger RNA of Centruroides sculpturatus (bark scorpion), 1407 nucleotides long. RefSeq lists its product as uncharacterized. Gene Ontology annotation, molecular function: nucleic acid binding; RNA-DNA hybrid ribonuclease activity. Lineage: Eukaryota; Metazoa; Arthropoda; Arachnida; Scorpiones; Buthidae. The transcript is spliced from 2 exons. The annotation marks the transcript as partial. Gene Ontology annotation, biological process: DNA replication, removal of RNA primer. The record is from RefSeq and is a predicted model, not a curated record.
AUGUCGGGUAUUCCGAGAAGAAAAGCAUUCGGAGGGAACAGAUCGAAAGCUGAAAAUGUUAGCGCUUGUUUUCAUCCUCAAAGCAAGGAACAAACUGUUCAUAUUCAAAUUAUUAAACAAGCGAGGAAAAGCGGGCAGCUUAAUUUGACUAACAGAGGAAUGAUCGAAGGUGCAAACCUAUUUAAUGCACUAGCCAGAGCUGCCAAGGCUAAUUGGGGCCUCAGCAAAGAGGCCAUCGCUAUUAUCUAUAAAGGUGCGUUUAUUCCUAAAGUAACAUAUGCCGCAGGAGCAUGGUAUAAAGCUGCAGAAAAGGGCAGCAUAAAAAGGAAGUUAAGAAGCGCACAACAGACGGCAUUACUAAGGAUGACAAGAGCGUACCGCACGACAUCGACCGAGGCGUUGAUGGUGAUAGCUGGUACAACGCCAAUAGACAUGAUCCUACGUGAAAAGGCAAAGGCAUAUAUGUGCAGGAGAGGGUACUCUAUAAACAUUAAGAAUGAAACUUAUAAAGGAACAGAAUAUGAAAUGCAAGCAACGGCAAUGAUGCUACCAAGACCUUAUAAUCGGAUGGCAAUAAAUAUAGCAACAGAAGAGGAUAGAAGUGAUAUUGAUAUAUACACUGACGGAUCUAAGGUAGAGGGCCAGGUAGGAGCCUCCUUCCUGGUCAUAAAAGACAAUGAGGAAAUCUACCAAGAUCAAUUCAGAUUGGACGACAGAUGCUCAGUGUAUCAAGCAGAACUGUUUGCAAUAUUACAAACUAUAAGAUGGGUUAUCUCCACCCGAUUGUCUGGCUCAAUAAUUAUAAACACUGAUAGUAGUGCUGCCAUACACACACUUAAGCAGUUCAAUGACAAGAAUAUGAUGGCUUUGGAAGCCAAGAAACUAAUAGAAGAAUAUGGCUUAAAGAUCAAAAUAAGAUGGGUGAAGGCUCAUAUAGGAAUUGCAGGAAAUGAAAAAGCGGACACACUGGCCAAAGAGGCCGCGUCAUUAACAGAAACCACUUACAAUAAAAUUCCAAUAUCUUAUAUUAAAAGAUUACUACGGCAAGAAUCAAUAGACGAAUGGCAAGAAGAGUGGAGUUAUAGCAUGAAAGGGAGACACACCUUCUGGUUGCUUCCCAAUAUAGAAGAAAGAAUGAAUGACUUAAGAUGGCUCUCAAGUGACUUUAUAACCACACAACUUUUGACUAACCAUUGUAAUACCAAAGAAUAUUUAAAAAGAAUCGGAAAGCAGCAAGACACUCAAUGUGAAUGCGGAAAGGGAGAACACAGUUUAGACCAUGUAAUUAAUGAGUGUACAAAGUACGAAAUGGAAAGGAUACAGUUACUAUCACUAGUCAAAGGAACCUUAGACAUUUCAAGCUUGGAUUUAUACAUGAUUAUACGGGCUAGGGAUCUGGUCCAGGAG